CAUGAAUAGGUGUCUGGCAAGGCAGUCCAUCACAAAAGGCCUUCGUUAAAGUAAUCCUGUCUGGAUUGGCAUCCAAAAUUUCACCCUGGUAAUUGCCCAACUCGCCUGAGCAUUUUAUUGAAACCAUACUUCCUAUCCACUGUGCCAUUUCUUUACAAAUAUUUAUAGCACGGAGGAUUUAACAAGUUAAUAAAUAAAAUAAACUUUUUUUUUGACCUACAAAAAAAAGGACAAUGGUGAGGCCUGAAUUUGAGUAUUUAUUGAAUUUUAGGAUUACCGUAAAUGCUUGUUGAGUUAUUUUGGGGCUUAAAUAUUAAUCGAAGAUCCAAGUGGACUUUUUUAAUUAGAAGUAUUGAAAAUAUUGAAUCUUUUAUCACCAAAUAAUCAACUCAUCUCAUACGCGCUAAACAAGGGAUUCAUUCUAGACUGAAAGAUUGAAUGAAAUGAUAGGUGAAAGGAUGUUGCCAAAUUUUUCCAUUUAAUUUACACUAACUUUUUUUUUAAAUGCAUUUUAAAGAUUGUACACUGAAAAUAGUUCUUUUCAAAUAUAAUUUGCAGUUUUUUAUUUUGCUAUUAUCGACAUUUUUGUUUGUCUUAUUUAGCAACAAUCGAUCGAGAAAUAAGAUUUUCUCCUUCACCUAGGAUCAUUUCGGAUACGAUAUGCUAAAUUUGGCAACAUCUUGUUUUUAUCCGCCAGCUGAUGCUUUGACAACUUUUAGCGCUGCUGCCAACUCAACCAAAUUUUCAAGUUUGUAGUUUUAUUUUGAGAAAAUAAUUUGUUGUAUUUUAUGAAAUAUUGUUAUUGUUAUUAUUAGAAAUUACAAAUGUUUAAUUUUAAAGGGUCUUUAACAUUUAAAACAAGAAAAUUUGAUGGUAUUUCUGAUAGAUCAAAGAAGAACCAUUGAUAGUAUUGUCACUUGUGAAUUGGCAAAUGGCAAUUGGCAACAUCGCAUGUACCAGAGUUUGUUUUAUUUUUCAAUUUUCAAUAAUUCCAAUUUGGUAAGUCCAAGUCCGCAAGUCCUCGUUUUUCCUAAUCCUUUUUACGUUGCCCUAGGCUAUUGUAAAUUGUAAUACUUUAGUAAAUUUCAAUCAGUAUCACAUUUUUCCAAGAAAUUCUCAUAGAAAUCUCUCCCGAACUCACCAAAUAUGGUAAUAGAAAUCAGCCAAGAGACAUUCGAUGAUGCAGUGAAAGAAAAUGUGGAAAUUCUAGGGCUCGGUGAGGAAGAAGCCGUGGAAGAGGCCGUAAAGCAAUUUGAGGCUCAGGGAGUCGAUCUCAGUAAAAUCAUCAAAGACCAAAUGUCCAAGCAACAGUACGAAGAAAUUACCGCUGCAGUUCAAAAAGUGGAACAACUUCAAAAAACUAAAGGGGAUGUCGAUAAUAUAAACAAAGCUUUAGACGAUUUACGGCUGGAAUGCGACAAAGGAAUUCAGUAUAAAAUUGCAGCAGGCAAGGCAGAAGCCUAUCACAUUUUGCUUAAUACCUAUGAAGCUUUCUCAGACAAAACUGUAAAAAUCAAUGCCUUAAAAACUCUUCUUUCUUUAAUGACCAAACAGCCAGACUUGUUGGAUGAUAGAGGAGUGGCCUUUAUUAUUAAUAAUUUGAAAGUUCAGCCCCAGGACGUAGAAAUACAAAAACUGAUACUCAAAUGGGCCAAAGAGUGUUGCGUUAUGCACGAAAAAAACAGGCAAAAAAUCUAUGAUUCUCAUAUAGUAGAUGUGAUAAAAAAUCAGCUUGAUGAUUUAACCCCAGUAGAAAUUAUAAGGGAAACUUUGUCGGUUUUCAGAGCUCUUGUUUUGGACGACGAUGUUAGAGUGGAAUUUGGUAGAGCACAUGAACACGCCAGAGUAAUUGCUAGCGAAACUCUGUGUUCUAUCAUGAAUCUUUUGACAAGAUUUCGAGGCGAAGAACAGCUAAAUUUGGACAUAAUCGUAACACUCACUGCACUAAUGGUGCGGGCUGAAUUUUGUAAAAAAGUCGAAGACGCUGGGGGCUUGGAGCUUAUCAAAACUGUUAUGGAAACUUUUUGUAACAGUGGAAGAAUAAUAAGGCAAUCUUUCAAGUUGAUCAAAGCUCUAGCUGGCAAUGACGAAUGCAAAGCUCACAUGCCCAAAAAAGGAUAUGUUUCUAUUCUUAGAGAUUCUAUUAAUGCUAGCAUGGAUAGUGCUCAGACAGUUACAGCUGGCUUAUCCGCAGUAGCGGCCUUAACCCUCCGCAGUCCGGAAAACAGUAAACAAUUCUUUGACGAAGGCAUUCCUGAAGUAAUAGUUACAGCAAUGAAAAAACAUGAUAGUGAUAAAGCUGUUCAAAAGACAGCCAGUUGGGCUAUAAGAAACAUGGUUUCCAGAAGCAAAUAUCAAUCGGCUAAAUUUAUUGAAAUUGGAGCUGAGGAGGCAUUGAGGAACGAUUUGAAGAAUUUUAAAGAGAUUGAAUAUGAUGUUAAGGCUGCUCUGAGAGAUUUAGGUUGUAAGGUGAAUUUGAAAGAAGAAUGGACUGGAAAAGGGGGUGCUUUAACUAAUAGGAAUGCUAAACGUGAUAAUGAAAACGAUAACGAGUAUGAGGACUGAGACUAAUCAUUUUUAUUUUUGAAAAACUUCUCUUAAAUAAUUGCAUAUUAUAUAAUUAACACAGGCUUUAUUAUUUUCAAUUUCUCAAUUGUUUUAUUGCAAUGUUUGGCUUUGGUUCCUAUUACAACAAAGCUUUAAUUUUAACUUUUCAUUUUUAUACAAUUUUAUAUUUAAUAUAUUAAUAAAAGCAUUGUUAUUCCGAUUUUUUUUUCUAAAUUAAUUUAAUUGGAGGAACAAUAUCAGGCUUAAAUCUGGAAAGAGUACAAUAAAAUUAAGAAUGUCAAUUGAAAUUAAGUGUGAUAUGUAAUUUUGUUGAAAAGAAUAGAAUAUUAAAUGCAAAUCAGUUUGGAUUUAGGAGGAAAAUGUCAACGAAUAAUGCGCUACAGUUGUUUUCGGAUACCAUUUAUGGGCUUUUAGACCAAGGAAAACCAACCAUGGCAGUAUUUUUAGACCUAGCCAAGGCCUUCGACACUGUAGACCACAACUUACUUUUAGAAAAACUAUAUAAGAUUGGAAUGAGAGGCACUGCAAUUGACCUUCUGAAGGAUUAUUUAAGUGAUAGAAAACAAACAGUAAAGAUAGGUAAUGUAUACAGUGAUGAACUUUCUGUUAAGAUAGGUGUCCCCCAGGGUACAAUUCUGGGGCUAUUUUUCUUUGUUGUCUACAUUAAUGAUCUUCUAAAUCUAAACUUUGGUGAUGUCAUUCUAUCUUAUGCAGAUGAUACAACAAUCAUUAUUUCAGACAGGUCUUGGCGGGGUCUGGAAGUUAAAGCAAAUAUGGUGGUAAACAGUGUGGCUUCUUGGUUGAGACAAAAUAAAUUAUCUGUCAAUGUUGAAAAAACAAAAUAUAUCUUAUUUAGUAUUUAUAAUGACAAUGUUCCUGUUUCACUGAAUGUGAUUGUACAUGAAUCAGAUGAGGAGAUGGGUACCGUGUGCAGAUGCAGAUCCUUGAUAAAAACGGAAAAACAUAGGUUUUUAGGUGUAGUUGUGGACAAUAAUUUAAAAUGGAAAGAACACCUUUUACAAACAAACAAAAAACUAAGAUACCUAAUUUUUGUAUUUGCAAAACUUAAGUCCAUAUUGAACACAAAGACGCUCUUGAUUUUGUAUUAUGCAUUGUUUGAAUCUGUGGCUGCAUAUGGUGUUGUCUCGUGGGGUAGUGCAUAUAACAAUGCAAUUAAGUUUGUACAAAAUAUUCAAAAUAGAGUAGUGAAACUUAUAUUUCAAGUAAGAAGUCAUCAAUUAGAUAGGAUAUACAAAGAAAGUAUGAUAUUGAAAAUAAAACAAAUUUAUUACUUUAAAACUUUAAUCAUAAACUUUGAUUAUCUUAAGUCCUGUUUCAAUAGUAGAAACGUUUCCACCAGAAACAGAAGCAUUCCAUGUAUCCAAACUUCACUUGAGGUUGGCAAAAAGGCUUCAAAAAUUAGUGCGAUUAAGAUUUUUAAUCUUCUACCAAAUGAAUUAAAACUUUCUGCUAGAGUAAGUAAAAUUUUUAAAAAUAGAAUCAAAAGUUUUCUAAUAAAUUCAAAUAUAAAUUUAUAAUAUAAUUAUAGUAUAAUGUAGGGAAAAAGAAAAAAAAAAAGAAUUCAUCUUGUGAGUAUGAAUUUUGUUAGCAUAACUAUUUAUUUUUAC
Ceutorhynchus assimilis (cabbage seed weevil) is the source of this 4196-nucleotide messenger RNA. Lineage: Eukaryota; Metazoa; Arthropoda; Insecta; Coleoptera; Curculionidae. The record is from the annotation of a GenBank genome assembly.